AUGUUUGGAACCUUCUCUGCUUCUAGCUCACCCGCUCCGGCGAGAAAACCCAAGCGCAGCCAGGUAUCAAAGGCCUGCGACUCAUGCCGACUGCAUCGCGUGAAAUGCGAUACCGAAUAUCCAUGUCAGAAUUGCUCAAGCAAAGGUUGGCAGUGCAACAGCACGACUCGGCAGAAUCCGGGAUGGAAUCUCUCGCGCGCGAUGAGGUAUAAGAACGAAUGCCUCUGGCCAUGUGUCAAGCUAAACCUCACGGCUGACACAACUCACAGUGAGAUCGAUAGACUGAGAGAACGAGUGAAAGACCUUGAGGGACAGCUCAAAGAUACGAGCAUCCUGACGCCACCAGAUGAGCAUAGUCCAGAGCUCGCAUCAAGCGACUCUGCUCCAAGUUUCUCAUACGCUAAUAACGGAGUUCAACUCGACACUACGACAACUAUCCCCUCAUUAGCCCCGACCACUCAAUUCUACGGACCUUCGUCCACAUACUACUUCAUCCAUUGCAUCAGCCAGCGUCUUGAAGCAACUGGCUACAGCCUGAGUAGUGGCCAAGAGCCUCACAGUUUGAUACCCAACUCGGCAAGCAGAUCCAUGGUCAACGUCAUCAAUACCCCGGAUGCCGAGUUAGAUGUUCACCAAAGCUCGGAUGAUGGGGUAGCCGACCGACUGACGCAUGGACUGACUGAGAAAACCCUCUCUGGGAGAGACUUAUCGGCAACCCAAGAGGCCUAUUUCCUCGACCUAUUUUGGGACUCUUGGCAUUGCUGUUACCAGCUUCUCGACGAGGGAGAGUUUAGGGCACAAUACAAAUCACUAUGGGAUGAACCAACCGGUGGAUGCAGGGAGGACUCCCCUCUUGUCGAUAUUGUAUUAGCACUUUGUAUGCAAUUCGGCGUCACCUCGCUGCCUCGUCAAAGUGGCUACAGGGCAGAGAUCAAUUCCCGCGACGCAGCUGUGGCAGGCCGUUGGCUAUAUCAGCGCUGUCAAACGCUCAUAUCGUGUGACUUGGAGAGGCCAACGCUCGAGACCUUCCAGUGUCAGCUAUGGUCUGCAAUCUACUUGGCGAAUGCUUCUUACCAAAAUAUGGCACAGAACAUGUUGGGUGUUACAGUACGCACAGCUUAUACAUUGGGACUGCACAUUGAGCCAGGGAGCGAUCUACCGGUCAAAGAAAGAGAAGCGCGAAAAAGAGCCUGGUGCAUCAUGUUCAUCUUUGAAACGAGAUCAUGUAUUCGAUUAGGUCGGCCUUGGGUCACCCAAACACAGCCGGUUUCGCCAUUAUUGCCUACCAGCGACCGAUGCCAUGCUACAGUUGGCUUCGGCCAGACAAGAUACACCACUGAAAGAGCUAAGCUCACCGAGAUAGCUCGAUCAGCCUUUGAUAGUGCCUUCGAUUACCGACCGAGCGGCGAAGUUGCUACCACGACUUCCAACAGCCAAUCGAACCUUUAUACCUCUUACAUGGAGAGAAUGCGGGCCUGGGCCGAAUCCCUACCUCAUAUGCUGAAGACGGAGAGACGGAAUGGUGGAAAGCCUCUCUCAACUGAUCUCUCAGAGAUCGAGAUUGAGCCAUUUGCACCAGUCUUGCUACGGAGACAGCGCUUGAUGCUUGAGCUGUUCUACCAUGAACUGAUGCUUACACUUGGACGACAUUGCAUGAGCCAAUCUUUGACUCGUGCUGGAAGCAUACAGACCUCAUAUCAUGAGAUGGCAGACAUCGCAGUUUUGCAUGCUGCUGCGACGACGAAACUCCUUUAUCAGGUUUACCAAGAAUACGACAUCUUGAAUGGAUGGUACGAGCCGUUCAACUGCCAAUGGAAUGCUGCGAUAACACUUGUUGGAUAUCUCCUGUCAUAUCCCCAAGGCAGUACAACUGCUAUGAUCGCCCGCACGGCUCUGUCGCAAAGUAUUACGGUGUUAGAGAAGAUGGGCGACUUCUUUGGCACAUCUUCAAGUGCCGCUGGCGUGAUACGAACACUCCAUCAGAAGCUGGACAUUCCCGUCGAAGCUCCUAUGGCGAUGGACAGCAACACCAUCUCAGCCGGCACGGUCCAAGACAUGGACUUCAAUGAACUUGGGGCUUUGGACCUAUCGUUUGAAGGCAUACUGGGGACUUUUGGGACGGAAUCUGAGUUUGAGAGACUUGGCUUUGGUAUUGAUAUGCAGACUUUUCUAAAUAACGAUGCGUAG
Molecule: messenger RNA, 2187 nt
Organism: Fusarium tjaetaba
Lineage: Eukaryota; Fungi; Ascomycota; Sordariomycetes; Hypocreales; Nectriaceae
Product: transcriptional regulatory
Exons: 1
Coding region: 1-2187 (728 amino acids)
Biological process (GO): DNA-templated transcription; positive regulation of transcription from RNA polymerase II promoter by galactose
Cellular component (GO): nucleus
Molecular function (GO): zinc ion binding; DNA-binding transcription factor activity, RNA polymerase II-specific; RNA polymerase II cis-regulatory region sequence-specific DNA binding
Source: RefSeq, a predicted model, not a curated record